This is a messenger RNA of Aspergillus affinis, 1224 nucleotides long. RefSeq lists its product as uncharacterized. The transcript is spliced from 2 exons. The record is from RefSeq and is a predicted model, not a curated record. Lineage: Eukaryota; Fungi; Ascomycota; Eurotiomycetes; Eurotiales; Aspergillaceae. The coding region runs from base 1 to 1224 and encodes 407 amino acids.
AUGGACAGAACAAUAGAUCUCAGCCAUGCUAUUUCGGCGUCCAUCCAGCUAUGGAACAACCAUAAUCUCAAUACACCAUAUGUGCCCUCUUUUACAACCGGCGAUAAACUCGAAGGCAUCAUCUCUCUUGUUCCACAGGGCGAUAUUCGUUUGGAUAAUAUUCAGAUAUCUUUCAUAGGGGAGGAAAGCACAAACGUGCGAGGCGCCAACUCCACUAAAGCUUGUCAUCGAUUCCAAAAUAUUACCCACAGGGUCCAAGACUCUGCCCUUCCAGACCCACUUGUCCUCAAGAAGGGUCAUAAGUUCGACUUCUCUUUCUGUUUCGACGUCUCUGAUUACCUUCCGCCAUCAUCAUGUCAACACCAUACCACCAGCCAGCUGGUCAAAGCAGCUCAUCUGCAACUUCCACCAAGCUUUGGUGACGCCACAGUCUCUGGAUUAGGCGGUAAACUCAAGGAUGAUUUUGCGCCGAUCGGGUGCAAGAUUAUCUAUUUCGUUCAGAUCAAAAUUAACCGGAUGAGCUUGGUUUGCGACAAGCUGGAGACAAUCUUCGUUCGGAAAUUCAAGGUGCGGGUCAAACCGGCACUCGAAGAACAGCCUCCCUUGAAUUUGGAUAAGUUCGGCGAUGAGUUUUGCCUUCAUCGAGAAAAACCAGUUCGUGAGGGCCGUUCCAAGACCCCUCAAGGCACGCUGGCUGUGACUCUGGAGCAACCCAAAGCUUUUUGGCUUCCACUCCGAGACCCUUAUAGUACUGUCAGUCGGGCUAUCAGGUUGUUUCUCCGAUACACACCAACAGAUAGUAACGAUACGACGCUUCCCAACCUCAAGUCCUUGCGUGGGCAGCUGACUGGCACGACUCUCUUUACGACCAGCUUUCACGACGACAUACCGACCAAAAGGAAAGACCUUCUCGGACGGCCGCUGAACUUUGAAGACACGAUAUUCCCAUCGUUCACACUUAAUAUUCCAACACCACAAUGGUCACAAGAUGAUACAGGCUGCUACACUACGACGCUACUGGUUCCUCUGUGGCUGCCCCCUGAGAACUUCAUCAUAACCUUCCACUCAUGCUUGAUGUCCCGCAUGUACACAAUCCACUUCCGUCUUGCAGUCAGCAAUACGGCCACAUUCUCUCUGAAAGCUCCAGUGGAUAUCAUCGCUCAGCGUGACUCGUCCGUUCUCCCGUCAUACAAUGCGUCUGUUGGGCUUGUUGACGAUAUUUGA